Cimex lectularius (bed bug) is the source of this 2007-nucleotide messenger RNA. Its product is annotated as glutamate receptor-like. The transcript is spliced from 11 exons. The record is from RefSeq and is a predicted model, not a curated record. Gene Ontology annotation, molecular function: ligand-gated monoatomic ion channel activity. Lineage: Eukaryota; Metazoa; Arthropoda; Insecta; Hemiptera; Cimicidae. Gene Ontology annotation, cellular component: membrane. Bases 676 to 1998 code for a protein of 440 amino acids.
CAGAAGGGCGGAACGUGUUACACAAUGAUCUUGUACUUUCUCGUAAGCUCGUUCAUAUAUUUCAUGGGUGAGGCGGAAAAUUUUUCUCCAGAUUUUAUUCCGGAGAACAUCACCGGAGGAAACAUCAACGAUCAGAUGGGAUCUCUAGCAGAGCAGGUCUGGGAAAAAUCCUUCAGCGACCGGCCAUGUGUGGUUUUGUGGUCGGAAAGCGGAAUGUUGGAAAAUUUCAAUCCGAAAUCGCAGCCUUCUAUUAUCAGAAUAUCAUCUCUUCCUGGAGAAAGCUGUGACACUUCCUCUUUAAAUCCGUUAAGAGCAGCAUUCGAGCAUAAUUGUAACAUAUACAUAGUGCAAAUUUCUAAGCCUAGUUGUUUCUUCGAAUUGUGGGACUAUGCGAGAGAUAAUAUUGUCCCUAGGCACAACCCAAAGUUGUUUUUCUUGCCAGUUUACCCCAACAGCAUAGACUACGGUGAAAGUCUUUUGGCAUUACCCAUUACAGAAAUCUCAGCGAACAUACUCGUCGCGGAGCUUGAAAUAUAAGAUAAUCGGCAGGUGAAACUAUCGACCAAUAACUUCGCAGUGCGAGUCGGGACGCCGAAUAGGACCGGAAGGAUACCUCUCGACGAAUGGAGUCCACAUCUAGGUUUCAAGAACAACGUCAAUCUCUACCCAAACAAAAUGAAGGAUUUGAAAGGAAAAGAAGUAAGAUUCACUGCUUUGCAGUAUUUGCCACACGUCAACCUCGAACCUUUUGAUGGCGAUGAAGCCAGGAUAUUUAUAGAAUGUUGCGAAAGGCAUAAUUGCACAAUAAAGGUUUACGACGACGAUGGACACCAGUGGGGCAACUUUUCAGGAUACAAGCAAGGAAAUGGAAUUGUCGGAAGAAUUUAUAAAGGUGAAGCUGACGUUGGAGGAGGAUCAUUUACAACAUUGAUAGAUUACUAUCCUCAUAUUGACUAUUCCAAAACCUACAUGCUUUCCGGUAUCACUGUACUUGUACCGAAGGCUGUUCAGCUGAGUGCCUGGAGGACUCCGUUUCUCCCGUUCGGUCUCGUGAUGUGGAUCGUCUUUUUCUGCUGCGUGAUCUCUUCUUCUUUAGGACUUUACGCUGUUACGGCACUCGCCGUCAAAUAUACACGUUUUGGCAAUAAUAUUAAGAAGAAAGGGGUAUUCACCUCAUUGACCGAUUCGAUGAUUAGAUCCUUCGGUAUGUCAGUGUUACAACAGCCGGCGUACCAGUUUGUCAAUUCGCCUGUCAGACACCUCUUCACUUCUUUUGAAUUUCUCUAUCUAAUCCUGACUGCUUGCUACUCUGCGGAACUAGCUUCCUACUUAACAUCCCCCCAAUACACGAAACCGAUAGAUACCUAUGAAGAACUAGCCAGCAGUGGACUGACCUGGAUCGCAGAUCAUCCUUUGUGGACCUUUGGAAUUUCUGCCAGCCACGAGCCUCGUGACGUAGCGGUAGUGAAGCAAUUCAGGGUAUUUCCGUUCCCCGAUAUAUUGAAAAAAGCAUUAACGGGAAAGGACGGAUUAGCAAUUGAGAGGAUUGCCGAAGGGCAUUACUCCCAACAUGCUCAUAUUACGGAAGAGGUCGUCGCUAAACAUCAUGUCAUGAAAGAAAUGAUCAAUGCCUCGCCGCUGACUAUGGUGUUUGAGAAAGGUUCGGCAUACGCCGAUAGCUUGGACGACCACAUUAACCGCCUCCAUAAUGGUGGAAUUUACAUAUACUGGGAGUACAAAAUGGCCAGAAAGUUACUAGAUUACAGGAUUCAAUUGGCAUUGACGUUUGCUAAAAAGGAAAGUAAGGGGAGCGACGAGCCGAAGAUCCUGACCAUCGAGCACAUCCAAGGAGCCUUUUUUAUAUAUGCAUUGGGAAUCUGCAUUUCAUUUGGUUUUCUCGCUUUUGAAUUGCUACAACACAAAAAUGGUGAAAAACUGCCAAACAAGUCAGGAACAAAUAUGACAAAAAAUGAGGAAAAAUCAACUGUCGAUUGUUGAAUCUUAAGA